Molecule: messenger RNA, 513 nt
Organism: Salvia hispanica
Lineage: Eukaryota; Viridiplantae; Streptophyta; Magnoliopsida; Lamiales; Lamiaceae
Product: protein PLANT CADMIUM RESISTANCE 11-like
Source: RefSeq, a predicted model, not a curated record
AUGAGGCCGCCGUCAGCUCCUCCGGCACCACCGCCAGCCACCGGUGUUCCUUUAAAUCAGCCUCGUGCCGCUUCGAGUUUGAACCUUCACGCUCCUGUUCCGUGGUCGACUGGCCUCUGUGAUUGUUGCCACAACUUUAGCAUUUGUUGCCUAACAUGUUUUUGUCCGUGCGUGGCAUUCGGCCGGAUUGCAGAAAUUGUGGACAGAGGGUCAACAUCGUGUGGAGUGAGUGGGGCAUUAUACUCGAUGAUAUUUUGCAUGAGUGGAUGCUCUUGCUUAUACUCGUGUUUCUAUCGAUCAAAAUUGAGGGGCCAAUAUUUUCUGGAAGAGCAGCCUUGCACGGAUUGUUGUGUGCAUUUGUGUUGUGAAACAUGUUCAUUAUGCCAAGAGUAUCGCGAACUCGAAAAUCGAGGACUUGAUUUAUCUAUCGGAUGGCAUGCAAAUUUGGAGAGGCAAAAACGAAAGGCUGCUGCUGAUAUCGCUCCACCAAUUCAACAAGGCAUGAAGCUUUAG